This is a messenger RNA of Aspergillus luchuensis, 1695 nucleotides long. RefSeq names its product putative phosphatidylinositol-3,4,5-trisphosphate 3-phosphatase. Gene Ontology annotation, molecular function: phosphatidylinositol-3,4,5-trisphosphate 3-phosphatase activity; protein tyrosine phosphatase activity; protein tyrosine/serine/threonine phosphatase activity. The transcript is spliced from 3 exons. Bases 1 to 1695 code for a protein of 564 amino acids. Gene Ontology annotation, biological process: protein dephosphorylation; negative regulation of cell population proliferation; regulation of phosphatidylinositol 3-kinase/protein kinase B signal transduction. Lineage: Eukaryota; Fungi; Ascomycota; Eurotiomycetes; Eurotiales; Aspergillaceae. Gene Ontology annotation, cellular component: cell projection; cytosol; plasma membrane. The record is from RefSeq and is a predicted model, not a curated record.
AUGGCGUCCAUCCUCCGGCAAAUCGUUGCCGGCCCCCGGUUACAACAUCCUGAAGCUGGUCUAGACUUAUGCUAUGUGACCGAUAACAUCAUCGCAACCUCCGGGCCCUCCUCCAACUACCCGCAACGCGCCUACAGAAACCCCCUGGACGAGCUCGUCAAGUUCCUCGACUCGAAACACGACUCCGACUGGUGUAUCUGGGAGUUUCGCGCUGAAGGCACCGGAUAUCCCGACUCAGAGGUCUACAACCGCAUCCAUCAUUACCCAUGGCCCGAUCACCAUCCGCCCCCGUUUGCGCUUAUCCCCGCCAUGACGGGCAGCAUGCGCAAUUGGAUUCAUCGGCUCGAUGAGCCUGGCACCAAGGAGCUGAAGGAUAAAAAGAAAGACAGAGUCGCUGUCGUCCAUUGCAAGGCCGGAAAAGGCCGUAGUGGCACUGUGGCCUGCAGCUACCUGAUAAGCCAGGAAGGGUGGAAGGCAGACGAUGCACUGCAGCGAUUUACCGAGCGGCGAAUGCGAGUCGGAUUCGGGGCUGGCGUGAGUAUCCCAAGUCAGCUACGGUGGGUGGGAUACGUGGAUCAAUGGACGAACCAGAUGGGGAAGAAGUAUAUCGAACGGCCGGUGGAGAUCCUCGAAGUGCAUGUGUGGGGACUGAGAGAUGGAGUCAAGGUCGCGGUAGAGGGGUUUGAGGACCAGGGGAAGAAGAUCAAGAAGUAUCAUCUGUUCCAUCGGAGUGAACGUACGGUAGUCGAUGAUGGGAAGUCGAAGACGAUGCCCUUAGACCCAGUUCUAAACGGACCUACCGAUAACAACAACAAGAAACAACCCCAAUCCGCCGCGACCUUUCCAGCCAGAACAGAAGACAGCCCUCAUCCAUCCACCGAUUCCCCCGCCAGAACAGACACUCCCCCGAAACAUCUCUCCGCCAUCGUCUUCCGUCCCAAGUCCCCCAUCAGCAUCCCCACCUCCGACGUGAACAUCGACUUCGAACGACGCAGCAAGGCCGCCUACACCGGCUGGGCCAUGGUAACAUCCAUUGCGCACGUCUGGUUCAACGCCUACUUCGAAGGAGGCGACCAACACGACUCCGGCGUCUUCGAAGCCGAAUGGGAAGCCCUCGACGGCAUCAAAGGCACAACGCGCAAGGGCGUCAAAGCCUUAGACCGACUGAAAGUCGUCUGGCGAUAUGCCAACCAACCAGGCACUUCCCACCCCGACACAGGAAGACCCAUCUCCGAGCCCAAGCCCGGUGAACCAAUUCCCGAAACUCAGCCACCGGACUGGCACAUCCAUAACGGCACUGGCUCCAACUCUGGUACUGACACCCCACGAGAUCAAGACGAUGAGAACACACCGCCGCCUCCCCCAUCUAAAGAGCUAGAGGCCGACAAGGACCUCGAAUCAGAACAAGACAGCAGCUCAACCAAACAUAAACAUAAAGACAAACAUACUACUAACGAGCACGACCACGACCACGACCACCCCAUCCUCUCAGACCUCAGCACCGCAGCCGCCUCCGCCAUGUCUUCAAUACCAGGACUAGGCAAACAGCUGGGUCUGCGCAAGCAAACCGACGAAAGCAAAGACGUGAGUCUUGCGGGCAGUAGCGGGGACGAGUCGGGGAGAAGUUCAGCUGCGCCUUCGCAGGCGAAGAAAGAUACAAAGAAUGAGUGGUCGUCUGUUGAUGAGGGUAAAUAG